Molecule: messenger RNA, 2028 nt
Organism: Formica exsecta
Lineage: Eukaryota; Metazoa; Arthropoda; Insecta; Hymenoptera; Formicidae
Product: dynein regulatory complex protein 9-like
Exons: 6
Coding region: 636-1586 (316 amino acids)
Biological process (GO): cilium organization
Cellular component (GO): motile cilium; cytoplasm
Molecular function (GO): protein binding
Source: RefSeq, a predicted model, not a curated record
CACAAUAUAUAUUAAUUUAUUUUAAUUUCCGAUACUAAAGUUAUUAUAGAAAGUUACAAUUUAGAAAGUCAAAUAAAAUCCUAUUUAAUAUGUAAAACAUUAAUCGUGUCUUUAAACGUUCGUUCCAAGUGCAUCUGUUCUGCAGCUGUUUCUCCGAAAGAAUGAUUUAUAUUUCGAUUCUGCGCUGUUGAUAUCGCUCAGAAUUUACGGAAGUAAUGGGUAAAUGGAGAAAAUGGUACUGAAAUUGUGGUAAAUGUACACACGGGAACGUGAUAAAUUGAUUCAUCAGAUAGAUGCAGACUGACAUGUGAUAUACCUACCAGUCGGAUAAAUUUAACGUUGAAUAUGUCGACAUUUGGCAUAAAACAUAUAUAUACAUGUGCAUGUAUUAUAUAUGCGCCACGUGAAAACGUAUAAACUUUAUUUCGCGGAACAACCUUACAACGCAAAAUAUUUGAUCUUGUUGUUUUCAUAGUUUUUGCCAAAAUAAUUUUGAAGUUAUUCUUAUAUAUAUUCUAGUUUUAUUUUCCAUAUGUGCAAGUUUGUCAAGAAAAAUAUCGUAGCGCAAUAUUUGUGGCGACCAACAAACGACAAAUCUGAUUCGUAAAAAUUAAAAAAAGAAAAAAAGGAAAAAAAUGGAGGCGUCGAUGGAAGCGGAAAGUUCCGUAAAAUUUUCACCGGCGGAACGCGAGGCUGUUCUGGAGGUAUUAGAGAAAUGCGUGGACUCAUUAGUCGUUUAUCAUAACACUCUGAGACAACAACCGGAGAUGAGAAGUGACACCGCUAAUUUUUACCCCGAAAUUGAUUUGUAUGUGAGCGGUAUAAUACAAGAAUUGAAGCGAGAAAUUAGCGAACGCGGGACUAUCGAGGUAUUGAUCAAGGAAAUAGAGAAAAUCACAUCGCGGGAGGAGCAGGAGCGUUUUUUAUCGGAAGAGAAUGAAAGAAUGCAGACUAUCGUAGCGGAGUUACGAAAAACGAUCGCCGAUAAGAAAACGUCGAACGAGAAGGAGGAGGAAAGUUUAACAAAGAAGCUCACUUUAACACGGGACGAGAAGGAGAGACUAAAACUAAUUAAGGACGUGGAAAUGAGAUACGUCCGAGCUUGGGAGACGGCACGUCAAGAGCAAAACGUACUGCGUUACAAAUUAAAGAUGGACGAGCUGGAAAAGACUUUAAAUAAUUAUUACGUACGCGAAAAAAACGAGAAUUGCGUGAAUAACGAAUUAAUACGUUAUCUGACAUGGCGUACAGCGUUCAUCGAGAAACGAAUCGAGCGAUGGCAGGAGAGGUAUGAUCGAGAGAAGAAAAUGUAUGAGAAAGAGAUUCACAAAUUACGCUAUGAGAUAGAAGAUGCUCGAAAAUACUUGGAGCAGCUUACAACGGAGUACUGCAGCAAUCAAGAAUUUAUCGACACAUAUCUCGCGGAGCAGGAGGCACUCCGAAGGCAGAAGGAACACGAGGAUCACGUGCAACGUUGCACAAUCAGGAUCCAAGCUUGGUGGCGGGGCGUCAUGGUGCGCCGGAAGUUGGGGCCGUAUCGACCCGAGGAGAAAAAGAAGAAGCGGCCUGUUAAGACGAAGAAAUAACUUCCCUCCCGGCUAAGUUACUCUUAAACAUACCGCGUUGACUUUAAUUUGUUCAAUCUGACAGAACGGACUAUUAAUCUACAGAGCGAUCUAACCAAGGUCACGGAUGAUUAACCGAUUUAACAUACCGUGUGUGUGUGUGUGUGAUAGUUUUAAGUCUUGAAAUUUUAAGAUAAAUAGUUUUUAUUAUUUUCAUUUAUUCAGCAAACUCAUCGAUGAGUUUCCGGUAGAGAAAGUGCGAUUUCUUGUAAGUUAUUUUCGUUCCUUGUCGAAAAAAAUAUUGAUUCUACUGAUCGAAACUAGAAUAUCGCGCAACAAAAAAGCAAUAUAUUUUUAGCUUAUUUUUUUCCGAUUCGUAUAUUGCUAUACGAUCUUCGCGAAAUCAAUGUAAGUACAAACAAACGUAUCGCCGCUUCUACUGCAUAGUUAUUGGAAAGCAUGA